Molecule: messenger RNA, 1050 nt
Organism: Didymella exigua CBS 183.55
Lineage: Eukaryota; Fungi; Ascomycota; Dothideomycetes; Pleosporales; Didymellaceae
Exons: 2
Coding region: 1-1050 (349 amino acids)
Cellular component (GO): membrane
Source: RefSeq, a predicted model, not a curated record
AUGGCCGAGCAGAACAUCCAGCUUGUCGAUCACACAAACGGCGACAACACACCUACGAGCCAGUCGGAGGCCCCUCGAACGCCCGACUCGCACAUCGACAUACUAUAUGAAAACCAGCGAGGCUGGUUCGUCUUCGGCAUACCACUCUUCUCUUCGAAGGCACUAUGGAACUUCAGGGUCGACCCCGCGCCAUGGGUCGACGCCAAAUUUAAACACUCGGCUGUGAACAUCACAAAUGCGCAAGUACCUGACCCGAGCUGGGUGUGGGACUGGAAGAGCUGGUAUGUCGACAUGAGCCUGGAUGUUGAUGAGGAGGGGUGGCAGUACAGCCUCCUCUUCAGGGGCUCGCCGUGGCAUGGCAAUCAUCCGUGGUUUCACAGCUUUGUCCGGAGGCGGCGGUGGCUACGACGACGAGUGAAGCAAAAGAUACUGCCGAAGACGAAGGCAACCAUACGGGAAAGGUUGUUCGGCGACCGAUUCAGCGUUGGUGGCACCACCCUGCUGAGGGCAGAAACACCAGGCACAUUGAGCGUACAGGAUAGUAGUGCUCAAGCCUCUGUGGAUGAAGAGGUCCGCGACACCGUCACGUUGAUGAGGAAGCUGAAGGCAGCUGCCAUUGAUCGGGAGAAAAUAGUCAUCAUCAACAGGUUCAUUGCAGACGGGGGUGAAGAGCUACACUACCUCGCAGAACAAAUACCUGCCAUCAUGUCUAUGCUCAUCUUCCAGAACUCGCGCCGCCAACUUCUCUCUACUCUCAACGACACUUUCGACUCCGCUCAGCGCCAUCGCGACGAGCACGAAUCCCAGGACAAGCCUGAAGGGGAAGCCGAAACCCGUAGAAUCAACAACCUUCUUAAAGCCGUCAAGGCAGCCGACGCAGAGUGCAAGAAGCUGGAGUACUGGAGCGAUAUACGGGAGCUAGCUGUGGGGGGCAAGGCCGGCAAUGCCACAGCUGAAGAAAGUGGGUGGGACGAGAAGUGGCAGGGUAUUGAUGACAGUGGGCCGAAGCACCCUACACCAUCGACGAGGUCGUCAGUCACAACGACCUAG